UUCCAGUAGGGGAAUUUCGAUUCUGGAUACCAUCCUAGAGAUUCUUCAACUAAAAUGCAAUUGAAAUGUUUCUGUUGUUUUCUUUGUGAAGCUGACCAAACCAAAAUACAGAAUGCCAACAACAAGAAAAAUAAGGACUAUCCAUGGGAAAUAUACACCUUGAAGGAGUUGCUUCGUGCAACAAACAACUUUCAUCAAGAUAACAAGAUUGGAGAGGGUGGAUUCGGAAGUGUUUAUUGGGGUCGAACAAGUAAAGGCGUCGAGAUAGCAGUGAAGCGCUUGAAGGCUAUGACCGCAAAGGCAGAGAUGGAGUUUGCAGUAGAAGUGGAAGUACUUGGAAGGGUGAGGCAUAAGAAUUUGUUGGGCUUGCGUGGAUUCUAUGCAGGAGGAGAUGAAAGGUUGAUUGUUUAUGAUUACAUGCCUAAUCACAGCUUGCUCACCCAUUUGCACGGUCAACUUGCUGCGGAUUGUUUGCUAGAUUGGCCUAAAAGAAUGAGCAUAGCAAUUGGAGCAGCUGAAGGUUUAGCGUAUUUGCACCAUGAGGCAAAUCCUCACAUCAUUCAUAGAGACAUAAAGGCAAGCAAUGUUCUUUUAGACCCUGAAUUUCAAGCCAAGGUUGCUGAUUUUGGUUUUGCUAAGUUGAUACCAGAGGGAGUAAGCCAUUUAACGACGAGGGUUAAAGGCACCCUUGGAUAUUUGGCGCCAGAGUACGCCAUGUGGGGGAAGGUUUCUGAGAGCUGUGAUGUUUACAGUUUUGGGAUUUUGCUUUUGGAGAUUGUCAGUGCCAAGAAACCAAUUGAGAAACUCCCUGGUGGAGUAAAAAGGGAUAUUGUUCAAUGGGUCACACCACAUGUUCAAAAGGGUAACUUCAAACACAUUGUUGAUCCAAAAUUGAAGGGGCACUUUGAUUUAGAGCAAUUGAAAUCUGUUGUCAUGAUAGCUAUAAGGUGCACAGAUAGUAGCCCAGAGAAGAGGCCUAGUAUGAUAGAGGUAGUGGAGUGGCUCAAGGGUGGCAUAGGCAAGAGAAUAAAAGAGGUACCAAAUUUGAGUUACAAGAAUGGAGAAGACGAAUGUGAUGAAAACUACGAAGAGAUUAGAACAAUGCGGUCCAAGUUGAAAGCACCAGGUGAUAAUCAUCUUAAAAUAAGAUGA
Molecule: messenger RNA, 1152 nt
Organism: Abrus precatorius (Indian licorice)
Lineage: Eukaryota; Viridiplantae; Streptophyta; Magnoliopsida; Fabales; Fabaceae
Product: PTI1-like tyrosine-protein kinase At3g15890
Exons: 4
Coding region: 55-1152 (365 amino acids)
Biological process (GO): protein phosphorylation
Molecular function (GO): ATP binding; protein kinase activity
Source: RefSeq, a predicted model, not a curated record